GUAUAUAAUUUUCUUCAUUUUUGUAAUGCUUCUUAACUGAUUUUUAUGGCUAUAAUACCACUAAAAUCUUGGCAUUUAUUUAAAUUCACAGAAAUACAUUUCAACUUUAGUUGUUUGUAUAUAAAAAUUUGUUUAAUAUUCCUAAUGCAAUAAAUUACCUUAACAAACAUUCAGUUAGUUUUGAAGAUGAGACAGGCAUUGGGGUAUUAUUUUGUGUUCGCAUUUGUGACCUUAAUGAAUGGCCAUCAGUUCCGCUGUGACUACAAGUACUUCCCGCAAGCUGAAGGCUGGCUGAAGCUACACAGGAUCCCUACUAAUUGGCGCGAAGCGAGACUGAGAUGUCAUUUAGAAGGUGGUAAUCUGGCCUCUCCGUUGGAUGCCGGCCUGAGGCUAGCGAUGCAGGCUGCGAUGCAACAAGCGGAAUUAGUAAAGAGUGGUGUUUUCACCGGCAUCAGUGGAUUCUUCUCAAGAGGGGAUUUUCAUUCUAUCGAGGGCAUUCCACUCUCUCAAAUACCACACACAUGGUACGGAGGCGAACCGGAUAAUCACAACGAUAACGAAAGCUGCAUACUGAUGGUGAAUAACGGAGACCUGGCUGAUGUCAGCUGUGCAGAGACCUUCCCGUAUUUGUGCUACGGGAAGGCCGGCAGGGCUCUCGUUACUAACAACUGCGGGACUUUCGAUAACGAGUAUCAGUUCGACAGCCGCACGGGCAGUUGCUACAAGUUCCACAAGGUGCCGCGCACGUGGUCGCGCGCCUACAUGGCGUGCGCGGCCGAGGGCGGCCACUUGGCCAUCAUCAACAGUGAUACUGAGGCUACGGUUCUCAGGGAACUGUUUGCAAAGAAUCCGGCAAGUUCCAUGGUAGGUAACUUCUGGAAAGACGUCGCCUUCAUUGGAUUCCAAGAUUGGGGCGAAAAUAGGGAAUUCCUCACAAUUGAAGGGCAAACGCUAGAAGAGGCAGGCUACGCGAAAUACGCAAGCGGUGAGCCGAACAUCGCGGAGAGAGGCAACGUCUGCGGCGCCAUCUACCGGAGCGCGCUGUUAGAUGACCUGUGGUGUAAUAGGAGCCCCUACGCCUUCAUCUGUGAGAAGAAACCAGAAAACCCUGUCUGCCACGACUGACGACAACUGUCAUAAGAACGAAAAAAAAAAUAAAGUAUCAUAGUAUAUUUAUUUCAUGUAUUGAAACGCCGCCGGAGGAAUUUACUGUUGGAAA
Molecule: messenger RNA, 1219 nt
Organism: Bicyclus anynana (squinting bush brown)
Lineage: Eukaryota; Metazoa; Arthropoda; Insecta; Lepidoptera; Nymphalidae
Exons: 7
Coding region: 187-1125 (312 amino acids)
Molecular function (GO): signaling receptor activity
Source: RefSeq, a predicted model, not a curated record